AUGGCAGCUGCUGGUGCAGUGCACAUGACGACACUCAACUUGAAGAAUGGUGAUUAUGCUCAGGUCAUCGGCAACCUCCGUGAUGUGCUCGCAGAUCAUGAAUCCCCCGAAGAGGUUGCCGGGCAUCCUGUUCUCGGCGAGCAAAAACAUCCUGGAGUGCCAAAGAGGUGGAUGCACAUCAAGCUAGUGGCCGGCAGCAAGGAAACAACCCUUGCUGUUCGGGAUGACAACGUGUACCUAAUUGGUUUCCAGAGUAAAAACGGAAGGUGGUACGAGUUGGGCUUCCAAGGGGAGACCAAGCGAAUUAUCCCAGGAUCCACCUUUUUGGGGUGUGAUGUUACGUAUAGUAAGUUACUAGAAGUAAACUCUGGAUGUCAGGAACAAAAAAACAGACGAGUCAGGGAACAAAUUGUUAGUCUAAAGCUAGGGAGGACCUCCGCGAUUGAUGCCGUGGGUAUUCUCUCGGUCUAUAAUCAAGGAGAGGGUGUAGCCGUUGACACAGUCACAAGGCGGGCAUUGGUGCACCUAAUUCUUAUGUUCUGCGAGGCCACGAGGAUGAUCCCAUUCUUCAACACCGUGGUGGCUAGUUGGGACAAUGAAGAACCAACAGAAGGGCAUAUACAGAUGGUUGAUUCAGUCUACAUCUGGAAUUGGGGAAUAAUGUCGGGCGCGCUGCUAGAUUGGAGAGAAACAGAACCAAACUACACAAGAUGCACUCGAUGUCGUUCAAGUGCUUCUCAAAAAGAAAAGGGGGAAAAACAGGAAGGGAAAGCAAAAGAAGACACCAACAAUGAUGGCAACGGCGACGACACUGGAGCUGGAGAUGAUAAUGGCGGACACGAGAAGAAAGGCAAUGGCAAACUGCUGCCUCAAGGCAGUGGCACUGACGCCCAAACCAAGCGGUCGGGAUUCGGCCGGCCCCUUGUGCAAGUGUUCGGCGUGAGGGCUGACUUACAUGUAGUUGGCACCAUCGCCGUCUUCGAUGGCAAACGCGGUCAGAUCAUCUACAAGAACCAUGCUUCCAUCUCCAACGAUCCAUCUCAGUCCGAGAGUAUGAUUGAUUUGGCACUCACUGGGCCAUACAGAGGCAUCUCAGCUGACGGGAGCUUUGCCGUUCAAGUUGACGGCAUUCCCACAACAGGUGCCUCUGACGAAUCUAAGAACGUCGCGGGUGAAAUGCUCUGGGAUUGCUACUCCGACAACGUUGUGUACAACAUGGUCUUGACCCACGGUAUCCCCAGAUUCCCCACAGCCACAGGCACCACCACCAACAUCGCGGAGGUGACCUAUGCGGUGCUGAGCAACGCCGUGGAGGCCACCGUGCAGGUCGAGCUGAAGCUGAAGGGAGACAAAGAAAGCACCACUGCCUGCGUCCAUGGUGAGAUCACGGCACACUAUGAGCACUACAAAGACCAUAGCAUACUGCUCUUCAGCAGUACAGAAGACAAGGAAAUGGAACUGAAGGUUCCCGCCUGUGGCGGCUUCAUCAGUAUUCCGAUUCCACUGCGGCGAUCGGUCAUUGCAGCGCCGGUGGGCUCAUCACUUCAAAUAAAUGUGAAGAUCCAUGUUACAUGUCCUCCCAACCAUAAGAAUACCAUCUUCUUCGACGACGAUCUCGUCUUCCCCCUUGUAGAUCAGCAGACGGGGAAACUCACAGAGGAUGAUGUGGCGGUCCAAGUAAAGAUCAAAUCGUCGGACAUAUACACUCAGCCAGGACAAAAUGACACAACACUGCCCACAACACCGGACAUCCACGCCCUUCCAGAACAAUGUGACACAGCACAACUAGCGUUGGCUACGACUUCAGAUCCAAGGUGA
This is a messenger RNA of Triticum turgidum subsp. durum (durum wheat), 1818 nucleotides long. The record is from the annotation of a GenBank genome assembly. NCBI's taxonomy places the organism in Eukaryota, Viridiplantae, Streptophyta, Magnoliopsida, Poales, Poaceae.